Pogona vitticeps (central bearded dragon) is the source of this 1444-nucleotide messenger RNA. RefSeq names its product Ras homolog, mTORC1 binding (gene RHEB). NCBI's taxonomy places the organism in Eukaryota, Metazoa, Chordata, Lepidosauria, Squamata, Agamidae. Gene Ontology annotation, biological process: signal transduction. The record is from RefSeq and is a predicted model, not a curated record. Gene Ontology annotation, molecular function: GTP binding; GTPase activity. Gene Ontology annotation, cellular component: membrane.
UCGCUGGGCCGGAGGAAAAAAAAAGGAAGCCUAAAAUAAUAAUAAAAAAACGCCCCGUGACGCAAUCACGCAACCGAACGUGGGCGAGUGAAUGAGGGAAGGAGGGAGGGAGCGCUCCAGCCGAGAGGAGGGAGGGUGGUUGUCCUCGUCACGUGAACGGAGCGGCUCUCGUUGCCUCCUCGUCCCCUCAGUCCGCGCCGCCCGCCUCAUGCCGACCCCUCUCCUCGCCGCCGCCGCCGCCUGAGCCGCCUCAGCCUCCACCUGUCCCAAAGCCAACCUUGCCUCAAGGCAGGCCAAGCUCAGCUACGCCAGGCCAGGCCAGGCCAAGACGCCGCCGCCGGUCUGUCACGUCCGUGUCCGCCUGUCAGGAGAGGCUCCUCGCCGAGCGUCGCCUGCCUUUCCCUCUUUUCUUUUUUUAAUUUUUUUUCCCGCCCCUUCGCUGCGUCCCUCGGCCGGAGCCCUUGAUGUGGUUCGGGGCCCAGCGGGGACAAGAUGCCGCCGUCCAAGUCCCGUAAGAUCGCGAUCCUGGGCUACCGGAGCGUCGGGAAGUCAUCUUUGACUAUUCAGUUUGUUGAAGGCCAGUUUGUUGAUUCAUAUGACCCCACUAUAGAGAACACGUUCACAAAGCUGAUUACAGUAAAUGGACAAGAAUAUCACCUUCAAGUAGUUGACCCAGCUGGGCAGGAUGAAUAUUCAAUAUUUCCUCAGACAUACUCCGUAGACAUUAACGGCUACAUUCUUGUUUACUCAGUCACAUCAAUAAAAAGUUUUGAAGUGAUUAAAGUUAUCCAUGGCAAGUUACUGGAUAUGGUGGGAAAAGUCCAGAUCCCCAUUAUGUUGGUUGGGAAUAAAAAAGACCUACAUAUGGAACGGGUGAUCAGCUAUGAAGAAGGGAAAGCUUUAGCAGAAUCCUGGAAUGCAGCUUUCUUGGAAUCUUCUGCUAAAGAAAACCAGACUGCUGUUGAUGUUUUCCGGAGGAUAAUUUUGGAAGCAGAGAAAAUUGAUGGGGCAUCUUCACAAGGGAAGUCUUCAUGCUCAGUGAUGUGAUUGCGCAGUGGAAGCUAAACCCUGGGAAUGAGUUGUUCUGCCUAAAGAAGCAAACUGCCUGUUCCCCUCACAGUGAAACUACGCUUUUUCUUCUUCUGUUAACCUGAACAAUAUACAGUUGGAGACGUUUCCCUUCAGAUUAUGUUAAACUCUUGACUCCUGUGCAGAAAAAGGCUUCACUUCCAUUUUCAAAUUUUAAGCAAUCAUAUUUUCAAUUUAUAUAUUGUAUUUCUUAACAUUAUGACCAAGAAUUUUACUGGCAUUAAUUUUUCAGUGUAGUUGGGUUAGAAUAAUCAUCCAGAUGAUGCUUAUUGUUACACUACUGUCAUCUAGGCUUAAAUAUCAGUGUUUCUUUGUGUUAAAUGUAUACUUGUAAAUAAAAUAGCUGCAAACCUUU